AUGGAAAAUCAAAAUUUGUCGCAUUCACUCAUCAAAAAUCCCUCGAUUUAUUUCUUACCUGGUGUUACUUCUCAAUCGAUCGACACUUGUUUUCGUUUACUUAAAGAUAAUCAUGAACAUCAUCAUGUCUUUUUUAACAAAGAACAUGCCUUUCAUAAUCAUACUUCACAUCAUCUUUUAGCUGCUUUAGGUUUUGGUGCGUCAUCAACGGUAUUAGAACGUAUUUAUGACGAACAAAAGAAACAACAAAUGCCCAUUGAACCUCUUCAUAAAAAGGACGAAUUUGAUGUGAAAAAAUGUUUGGGUAAUGAUAAUUAUUAUCAUGAUUAUUUGGAAUUCUUUCGAAAUGAAUUGGAAAGUAAAAAAUAUGAAAACAAUAUUGAUGAAAUGAUCGAAGAUUACUUGUUUAACAAAGAUUAUCUUGUUCAUUUCCUGUCAGGUGCUUUUCAUUCAUUUAUUCAUCUCGGAUAUGCUCUGGAAUUUCAAUCAAAACUCAUGGCAAUUGAAGGUUUAGCGAUGGCAUCAGUAGAUCAAGUCAGUGUUCAGCCUGUUUUAGAACAU
This is a messenger RNA of Adineta ricciae, 561 nucleotides long. The record is from the annotation of a GenBank genome assembly. NCBI's taxonomy places the organism in Eukaryota, Metazoa, Rotifera, Eurotatoria, Adinetida, Adinetidae.